This is a messenger RNA of Selaginella moellendorffii, 1695 nucleotides long. Its product is annotated as protein DETOXIFICATION 44, chloroplastic. Gene Ontology annotation, cellular component: membrane. The transcript has 13 exons. Bases 1 to 1695 code for a protein of 564 amino acids. Gene Ontology annotation, molecular function: xenobiotic transmembrane transporter activity; antiporter activity. Gene Ontology annotation, biological process: transmembrane transport. The record is from RefSeq and is a predicted model, not a curated record. NCBI's taxonomy places the organism in Eukaryota, Viridiplantae, Streptophyta, Lycopodiopsida, Selaginellales, Selaginellaceae.
AUGGUUGGACUGCUAUGGGAGAUCGCAGCAAUAGCAUUGCCCGCGGCCUUUGCUCUAGCCGCAGAUCCUCUAUCCUCGCUUGUGGACACGAUGUUUAUCGGCAGAAUUGGAUCGGUGGAGCUUGCGGCAGUGGGCGUCUCCAUUUCUCUCUUCAACCUCGUCUCCAAAGUUUUCAACAUACCACUGCUCACCAUAACCACGUCCUUUGUAGCCGAGGACAAGGCCAGCUCUCUGGAAAGCUCCUUCAGCGAGGAGAAGCAAGCUAGCGUUGCUAAAGGUAUGACUUCUUUCUCUCUUGUCAAUUAUGCGAAAGAAGAACUCGCAGAUGAAGAUCCCCCACAGCAACCACGGGUACAACUUCCUGCCGUAUCGUCGUCGCUCGCUCUGGGUCUGAUCCUCGGGCUAGCAGAGGCAGCUCUGCUCGCCGGUGGAUCGUCGCAGGUUUUGAAAAUCAUGGGAGUUCCUCCGCAUUCGGACAUGUUUGUUCCAGCAAAGCAGUAUCUCUUGUUGCGCUCCAUCGCCUCACCAGCCAUCGUUGUGUCCUUGGCAAUUCAGGGAAGUUUUCGUGGUUUCAAAGACACCAAGACGCCGCUAUAUGCCACAGUGUUGGGAAACGUUGUUCACAUUGCGUUGGACCCAGUGCUGAUGUUUACACUCCGGCUCAAAGUCUAUGGAGCGGCAGCAGCGACCGUGAUAUCCGACUAUCUCAUCCUCCUCGUACUCCUCUACAAGCUGAAUCAGUCUGUCGUGCUGUUUCCCUUACGCUUGCGAUGGUCGUUUUUCGGGAGGUUUUUUCGAUCCGGAGGUUUGCUGCUUCUUCGUACCAUUGGAACGCUCUUGACGAUGACUUUUGCCACAUCGCUGGCUGCUCGGCUGGGAGCUAAUCCAAUGGCAGCGCAUCAAAUUUGCGUCCAGAUCUGGUUAGCCGCCUCACUGCUCUCUGAUUCUCUGGCUCUUGCGGGACAGGCCAUCGUCGCCGAGGGAUUGGCAAAUGCCGAGUACGACAAGGUCAAACUGGCAGCGUAUCGUGUUCUUCAGAUAGGAUUCGGAUUUGGAGUCCUUGUGUGCCUGCUGCUCUUUCUUGUCUCACAGUGGCUGUUAAGAAUGUUCACGCGCGACACCGAAGUUCUUGAGAUCGUGAACAUCGUUUUGCCGUUUGUGAUUGCGACACAGCCCAUCAACUCGCUGGCGUUUGUGGUUGACGGUCUAUAUUUCGGAGGAUCCGACUUUGCCUUCUCUGCCUACUCAACAAUAUGCAUUGGAGCUGCGUCGCUUGUUCCUCUCUUUCUGGGAUCUCUCUGGUGGGGGCUGCCGGGCAUAUGGAUUGGCCUCUCCUUUUUUAUGUGCCUCCGCCUCAUCACCGGGCUUCUAAGGCUUGGAACAGCAAGUGGACCGUGGAGAUUCCUCAAAGGCGACUACAAAAUGGUCUUACCGCGCGUCACGAGAGAAGGCCACGCCAGUCCGGGCGUGGUAAUCGUGGCUUUUAACGCCGUCCUAGGCGCUCGUAUCGUAAUCGAUCGUCGAAGCGAGAGCACUGCGGGAUUCUUCUUGAUAUUUUCUCGAUUUGUGAGGUUCCCCUGCCGAUCGGGUGUGCAUUCCUCCGAGAGUUUGGAUUCCAUCGCCGCGCCUGUUCUUGAUCCUGGUCCGCGAUCCAUAGCUGGCAGUAUGAUCGAUCCGCCGAGAGGAAAGGGCUAG